GACAGAUAAGCCGUCAGUUGUCUGCUGUAAAUCGUCCAGAACCGUUGCCAGCGGAUACUUUUCUUCCACCGUUUUCCAGUUCCAUUGUUCCAAGCAACUGAAAGCUACGAUUUCGGAAGUAAAAAAACUCAAAUCGUUUGAAUUCGUUUGAUCUUGUUAAUUCGCAUUCCACAUCGGCUCAUCGCUUAGCUGAUUGCUUCAUCGGAUAGCACGCGUGAGACACGACGAAACCUCGAACCAUUUCCACCACCCACGCAAAAUUUUCCACUCUUCUUUUCAACGAGCCAGUGAAAUGUUUUCUCCGUUUGUGAAGGUGAAAACCCAUUUUGGGUGGAUUUUGGCGGGUUUUUUAUUGCCCAUACUGCGUGGUGGUGAAAGCAUCAACCCACUCGAGUUGAGCCCGAGCGCCCGGAUCGUGGGUGGUUUUUCUGCCAGUCCUGGCCAGUUCCCGUACCAGGUGGCGCUGCUCCGGGCAAGGCAAAUUUCCUGCGGCGGAUCACUGAUUGCCAGCAACUGGGUUCUGACGGCGGCUCAUUGUGUGCACAACAGUGACAAUCGAGUCAUUUCCCCAUCGCAAAUCACGGUCGUGGCCGGAACGGUCAACAUUGGCCAAGGGGGAGUCACACGUGGCGUGCAGCGUAUCAUUCCCCACGAAAGAUACGCCAAAUCGCGCAACGAUAUUGCCCUGUUAAAGCUGCUCCAACCGUACCCGUUGGGUGGACUAAUUCAGGUGAUUGCCCUGGCCAGGUCCUCCAACUUGCCACCACCUUCGCCCGUCGGCACCAGGGAUGUAAUCAUUUCCGGGUGGGGUCGACUGUCCGCAAACGGUCCACUUCCGAGUAUCCUCCAGUACAACCGAGCCACGGCCCUGACCUCCAUCCAAUGCUUCCGGCAGUCCGGCUUCAACCGCGGACUUCUCUGCCUUCAAUCUCCUGCCAACAACGGUGCCUGCUUCGGAGACUCCGGCGGACCUGCAGUUUACAAACAGCAAUUGGUGGGAGUGGCCAGCUUUAUUAUCGGCACUUGCGGUUCCAGGGCACCCGACGGAUACGUUAAAGUUUCGGAUUACAUACCGUGGAUCAGGUGGACGAUUGGUCAGAACGGGAAUUGAAUAUUUAUUAUUAUUUGAACUGUGAAAUGGCUCAAUCAACAUUUAAUUUAUAUUUUGCCAAAAAUGUUAGUAAUGAAAAUUUAAAAAGGAAAUACUUCAAUAUCAAAAGAAAUAAACUAAAUUUAUUACUUCUGAGAAUGGUGACACAUUGUGUGUGAAAUU
Messenger RNA from Culex pipiens pallens (northern house mosquito), 1273 nucleotides. RefSeq names its product serine protease SP24D-like. NCBI's taxonomy places the organism in Eukaryota, Metazoa, Arthropoda, Insecta, Diptera, Culicidae. Gene Ontology annotation, biological process: proteolysis. Gene Ontology annotation, molecular function: serine-type endopeptidase activity. The record is from RefSeq and is a predicted model, not a curated record. The transcript has 3 exons. The coding region runs from base 293 to 1111 and encodes 272 amino acids.